This is a messenger RNA of Aspergillus mulundensis, 3420 nucleotides long. Its product is annotated as peroxidase/cytochrome P450 family protein. Gene Ontology annotation, molecular function: iron ion binding; heme binding; monooxygenase activity. The transcript has 5 exons. The record is from RefSeq and is a predicted model, not a curated record. Lineage: Eukaryota; Fungi; Ascomycota; Eurotiomycetes; Eurotiales; Aspergillaceae. The coding region runs from base 1 to 3420 and encodes 1139 amino acids. Gene Ontology annotation, biological process: response to oxidative stress.
AUGUCGUCCGAAGAGGGAUUUCCGACCGGCGAUGGUGAGGGUGCUCGACAGAAGUGGAACAGCGUUCUGACUCGCCCUGUCGAGAUUGUGAAAAGCUAUGUCGGUAUUCGAAGACAGGUGUCUGCAGCAGAGCUCGCAGGCCUUGUCAGAGGACUAUCGCAGAAGGGAGAACCCCUCGAUGAUAAGAAAGGCACGACCGAACUUCUCAUCAACAUUCUGACCUCCCUGCCUUCGAAAUCGAAUCUCCGAGCUGUCUUCACCAACAGGCUGAUUGAAACGCUUUGGAACAACCUCCAGCAUCCGCCCCAGAGCUAUGCCGGCAGCGACGUCAAGUACGACGUCGUCAACCCCAAGGAAACACUGCACCACAGGCGGGACACCGGUGAGCCCAUCAAUGCGAUCGAGUUCACGGCCCCAGACAGCAGUGUCAGGCUGCGAGAGCAUAUCUCACCAGCGGGCAAUGGAGAACACCAGUACCGAACGCCCGACGGGAGCUUCAACAACAUCCUCGAGCCGAACCUGGGCAAGGCAGGGUCGCAAUAUGCCAAGUCGGUCAGUCCGCUCAAGAGCCUCCACGGUGUCAAGCCCGACGCAGGCCUGCUGUUCGACCUCCUGAUGGCGCGGGAUGAGACGACCUAUCGAGAGAAUCCGGCCGGCAUCUCGUCGAUGCUCUUCUACCACGCAUCCAUCAUCAUCCACGACAUCUUCCGCACCAGCCCCGCCGACGCCAACAAGUCGGACGUCUCGUCCUAUCUCGAUCUGGCGCCGCUGUACGGGUCCUCGCUCAAAGACCAGCUGGAGAUCCGCACGAUGAAGGAGGGCAAGCUGAAGCCCGAUACCUUCCACGAGCGACGCCUGAUCGGACAGCCGCCGGGCGUCAACGUCAUGCUGGUCCUGUACAGCCGCUUCCAUAACUAUGUUGCCGAUGUCUUGCUGAAGAUCAACGAGCAUGGGCGGUUCACGUUGGUGUUUCCCGCCAAUGCAAGCGCCGAAGACAAGGCCCGCGCAGUCGCCAAGCAGGACCACGAUCUGUUCAAUACCGCUCGGCUGAUCGUUGGCGGGCUGUAUGUCAACAUCUGCUUGCAUGACUACCUCCGUGCAAUCACCAACACGCAUCACUCGAAGAGUGACUGGACGCUGGACCCGCGGGUUGAGAUCGGCGAGCGAGCUGGCAGUGGCGGCGUGCCCCGAGGCAGUGGCAACCAGGUCAGCGUCGAGUUCAAUCUGCUGUACCGCUUCCAUUCGUGCAUCUCGAAGAAGGACGAGCGCUGGAUCAACAAUUUCUUCCUCAAGCUGUUCCCCGGUCGCACGGCAGAUGAUCUGGUCAAUGUCAGCCACAUGGAGGUCGGUCAAGCCCUGCGCCGGUAUGACCAGAGCAUCCCAAAAGACCCAAGCACUCGAACCUUCGACGGACUUGAGCGCCAGCAGAACGGGAUGUUCCGAGACGAAGACCUUGUGCGGAUUCUGAAGGAGGCGAUGGAUGACCCUGCCGGGUCCUUCGGUGCUCGAAUGGUCCCCAAAGCGCUCAAGAUCGUUGAAGUGCUCGGCAUCCACCAGGCACGCAAGUGGCAGGUUGCCUCCCUGAACGAAUUCCGCGAGUUCUUCGGACUGAAGCGGUACGAGCGGUUCACCGAGAUCAACUCAAACCCUGAUAUCGCCGACCUCCUCGAGAAGCUGUACCAAGACCCGGACAUGGUGGAGCUGUACCCCGGCCUCAUGAUCGAAGACAUCAAGCCCGUCCGCAGCGCAGGGUGUGGCAUCUGCCCGACGUAUUCAGUCGGCCGCGCUGUGCUCUCCGACGCGGUCACCCUGGUCCGCUCCGAUCGCUUCAACACCCUGGAGUUCACGGCCGCCAACCUGACCAACUGGGGGUAUAACGAAGUGCACUCGGAUAACAAGACGCUGGGCGGGUCCAUGCUAUACAAGCUCAUCCAGCGCGGCGUUCCAGGCUGGUUCCCGUUCAACUCGGUGGCCGUCAUGCAGCCCAUGUACACCAAAGCCGCCAACGAGCAGAUCGCCAGGGAGAUCGGAACCCUGGCCCAGUACACCCUGGCCGACCCCAAGCCGCCGGCAAAGCCCGUCGUGGUCUUCACCAACGCAGCCAUCAAGCAAGUCCUGCGCAACCCCAAGCAGUUCGCCGUUCCUUGGCUGCAUCCCCUCAGUGCCUUGUUCCCGGGCACGAAGGAUGUCAGCUGGUUCAUGCUGGCGGGCGACGAGCCCCGGAACCACGCCCACCGCACUGCUUUCACCAAGGUGCUCGGCCAGAUCCCGAACUUGCACCGCGCGGUGCACAGGCUCGUUGAGCAGGUGGGUGCGGAGCUGCUGGAGAGAAAAACAUUCACUCUCAGGGAAGGCCUGCAUCAGAUCAAUCUGAUCCGCGACGUGGCCAUUCCGCUGAAUGCACGGCUCCUCGGCGACCUUUUCUGCUUUGAUGUGCGGUCGGACGAGAACCCAGCCGGGACUUUGAGUGCCGCUGCGCUCUAUCGCCAUUUGCUUGCCAUCCGGACCUGGGGCGUCAAUAACAAUGACCCCGGCGAGGCGUGGAACCGUCGCCGACGGGCCCAGGAGGGCGCGAAGGUGGUCGUCGACUCGACUCGAAAGUUGGUCGACGAGGUUGUUGUCGGCCGCGGGGCGGAAUUCAGUUUCACUUCCGCUUGGACCUUGAUUCAGUACUAUAUCUCGAUGGUUUUCCUUUUUCUUUUCGGCUCAUUCGCGAUUUCAUCGUCCGCUGGCAACCUUUCGCGCAGGGCCCCCAUCAGAAAAGACUCCCUGCGGUCCUGCGGCUACAGGCUCGUGGAGGGGCUUCUUGACCAAGGAACCUCUGCCGAGCAGGUUGUUGAUACUCUGUGGCUGACAGCCUUUGGCGGGAUUGGCGUCCCCGUCACUUCGUUCUACGAAGUCCUGCAAUUUUUCCUGCGUCCCGAGAAUGCCCCCAUCUGGACGGAAGUGCAGAGCCUGGCUCGAAGAGGCGAAGACAGCACACUUCAGAGCUAUGUGCUCGAGGCUCAGCGGCUGACGAGCUCCCAGCGCAAUGUCCGCAUUGCGACGCAGCGGACAGAGCUCGAAGGCAAGGUGAUACAACCGGGCAGCCCGGUUGUCAUGAUGCUUGGCGAGGCUGGACGCAACGGAGCAGAGGUCCCGAAUCCCAAUAAGUUCGACCCAAAGCGCCAGGCGAAUGGUGUGAGUGCAUUCAGCUACGGCCAGCACGAGUGCGUAGCCAAGGGUGUCGCGCUCGCCUUCAUGACAGGGCUCGUGAAGCUCGCAGCUGGCCUGAAGCAGUUGCGUCCGGCAGCCGGCGAGCUGGGCCAGGUCAAGACGAUCCACAUUGGAACCGAGAAGGCAUAUCUCGAUGAGAGUUGGUCGCACUUGGGUUUCGAAGUCAGCACGUGGAAGCUGCAGUUCGACGGCCGGGAGAAGUAA